AUGUCGGACACAUUGGAAAACUAUCGCAAAAACUUUCUCUCAUAUCUGGGAAUCGCAUCGAAAGUGCCAAACAUUUUGUUUCAAUUCAUUAACAUGUUCUUCGGCUCAGACUACAAAUCCCUGUCCACUCGGAUCUGGUUAUCACUACUACUGCAGGCGCUCGUAUUCAUAGGGACCACCGUUUUAGCGGUGAUCGACUCGAGUGAAUGGCCGGAGAUAUUCUUCUGGAUAACUAUGUUAUCGGCGUUUGUCAUAAACAUAGCGAACGGCUUAUUCCAGGGCUGUGUGUACGGGAUCGCCGCCAAACUCCCGGUGCGCUACACCAACGCCGUCACCAUAGGCUUCAACUUGAGCGGGGUCAUCGCCGCCCUCUUUAUGAUCGUAUCCAUAGCCAUCGCACCGACACCUAAAGUGGUGGCCAUUUAUUUCUUCUCGUUUGCCGUCAUUUAUCUCGUCUUUUGUUUUGUCAAUGAAUUCAUUGUUCGCCGAAAU
Molecule: messenger RNA, 492 nt
Organism: Oppiella nova
Lineage: Eukaryota; Metazoa; Arthropoda; Arachnida; Sarcoptiformes; Oppiidae
Source: the annotation of a GenBank genome assembly